Messenger RNA from Python bivittatus (Burmese python), 932 nucleotides. It is a transcript of the gene JTB, whose product is annotated as jumping translocation breakpoint. The record is from RefSeq and is a predicted model, not a curated record. Gene Ontology annotation, cellular component: membrane; centrosome; cytoplasm. Gene Ontology annotation, biological process: mitotic cytokinesis. NCBI's taxonomy places the organism in Eukaryota, Metazoa, Chordata, Lepidosauria, Squamata, Pythonidae.
ACCGCAAGACCCCGCGAGUGAGGCGGAAGUGCUGGGCGAGGAUGGGGCCAAGAUGGCGCCUGGCUCUGGGGGCGCUUUUGGGGUUCGUGCUUGCCCCUUUGCGGUCAGCCGAGGUGGUGCCGGAGAGCGACGGAAAAGGCCCAGCUAGUUUGCCGGGCACCACCCCGUGCUGGCGGAUGGAGGAUUUCGUGGUGACGACGCAGUGUGCUCCCUGCACGACUUUCCAGAUCAAAACCAUGUUGGAAUGCGGCGUCACCGGCUUUGUCGAGCAGAUCAACUGCGGGGCAUCCAAGAAGGGGGAGUUCAAGAGUUGCCGCUCCGUGGAGAUGGAGACGCGGAUCUUCUGGAAGUUUGAGGGCGCCAUGCUUGGCGCGGCCGCCGUCUUUGCCCUGCUGGUGGUAUGUCGGCAACGGGUCCUUGACGGGAAGGCUUUGGAGAAAGUGCGCAAGCAGAUCGAAUCCAUUUAGUCGCCGGGAGGUGGUUUCAUUCUGGCAAGCGGAAGCGGAGAGGGACGGAUCCAGAAUUGCCGUGUGGGAGAAUGGACCAACCUCAUGCCCUCGGUCAAGACCACCCUCCCCUGCUUUCCAUCGCCAGGGGGAGAGGGUGCUGCGUGGACUGGGGGUGCUUCACUCUUCAGGGUGGUGGCAAAAUGUGGGCACCUCUCCUGCUUUGGGGAGACGCGUGGCAUUUGCCCCCCUCCCAGAUCCUUUGCUUGGACUUCAUCUCUGGGCCUGAUCCGGCUUUUUAAUCGUGCAAUCCUGACUCCCUUUUUUCCCCCCUGGAACUUUGACCUGUUGCUGUUAUUUAAGCCCUGUCGCUAGAAGUUUGUGUGUGAACUGAACAGGCCUCCUUCCUCACUUCUCUGUACCAGCCCUGGCGGUGAAUCGGUUUUCUCCCACUUGUGAUUAAAAGACUUUCCCGUUGAGCGUCUC